Synchiropus splendidus (mandarinfish) is the source of this 1148-nucleotide messenger RNA. Its product is annotated as trypsin I-P1-like. The coding region runs from base 16 to 987 and encodes 323 amino acids. The record is from RefSeq and is a predicted model, not a curated record. The transcript is spliced from 6 exons. Gene Ontology annotation, molecular function: serine-type endopeptidase activity. Gene Ontology annotation, biological process: proteolysis. Lineage: Eukaryota; Metazoa; Chordata; Actinopteri; Syngnathiformes; Callionymidae.
CCUAGCUAGGCGUCUAUGUUCUUCACUCACCUGUACAGCCUCAGACUUCACACACACCUCAUGUGCACGAUGGUUCUUCUGCUGAUGCUGCUCGGUCUGCUGGUCUCAGAUGUCACGGGACAGCUGGACGAAUGUGGCAUUGCUCCCUUAAACGGCAAGAUCGUGGGCGGCAGCAAUGCAGCGGCGGGCGCGUGGCCCUGGCAGGCCAGUCUUCAUAAACUCAGUAGUGGCGGUACGUCGUUCCAUUUCUGUGGGGGGUCGCUGAUCAACAACCAGUGGAUCCUGACAGCUGCACACUGCUUCCCCAGCACCAGCACUGUAGGAUUGACGGUGUAUCUGGGUCGGGAGGUGCAGAGUGGCGUGAAUGACAAUGAGCUUCCGUUCUCUGUGAGUCAGGUGAUCAAUCAUGAAAGCUACAACUCGGUCACCUUCGACAACGACAUCAGCCUGCUGCAGCUCUCCUCCACCGUCACCUUCACUGACUUCAUCAGGCCUGUGUGUCUGCCCACUGUGGGCAGUGAUAUCCAAGAUGGCGUCACCUGCUGGGUCACUGGAUGGGGUGCAAUCGGAGAGUCUGAAAGCCUUCCGUUUCCGGGAAGACUGCAGGAAGUUGACGUCCCUGUCGUGUCCAACAGCAGGUGUCAGAACUCCUACCCUUCUCUGACAAGCAACAUGAUCUGUGCCGGACUGACUGAGGGUGGGAAGGACUCCUGCCAGGGAGACUCAGGCGGGCCCUUGGUUGCUAAAAACGACACCAAAUGGUUCCAGGCUGGGGUGGUUAGUUUCGGAGAGGGCUGUGCUCGACCAGACACCCCUGGCGUCUACGCUCGAGUGUCCAUAUACGAGUCCUGGAUCAAAAGUAAGAUUGGUGACAACCAGACAGGCUUCAUCCAGGCAUCCGUCACGGGCCACGCCUAUGUCCACCGCCAGCUCGCCCUGUUGCUGAUGUCAGUCGUGCACAUUCUGUCAGCCCUGCUGCUCUCCUGAGGGCCAAUGCGCCAUGACCCAUGACAUCAGAGAACUUGACGACGGUCACUUCCUACUCCCUCGCCGCACAAAUGAAGCUGAAAUAAUUAACGAGUCCUAUGCUCUGAUUAUUUUUUAAAUGAAAAUAAAUGAUUCUGAAUGUGAAGUGGACUCCUUCUUCA